Messenger RNA from Helianthus annuus (common sunflower), 648 nucleotides. RefSeq lists its product as uncharacterized. Gene Ontology annotation, cellular component: plasma membrane. The transcript has a single exon. The record is from RefSeq and is a predicted model, not a curated record. Bases 1 to 648 code for a protein of 215 amino acids. Lineage: Eukaryota; Viridiplantae; Streptophyta; Magnoliopsida; Asterales; Asteraceae.
AUGGACAUCGAAAAGAAAGAAGAACAGCCCCUCAGAUCACCCGUACCCACCUCUGCACCAUCCGACCCGACCCGCAAGCUCAAACGCCGUCGAUGCAUCAUCAUCUGCUCAUCCAUAACCGCUGUCAUCCUCACCAUCGCUCUAGUCCUCUUAAUAUUAGGCCUCACCGUUUUCAAAGCCAAAAAACCGGUUAUAACCGUUAAUUCCGUUGCCCUCGAAGACUUCGACGUCUCGGUUAACCCCAUACCGAUCCGGGUUUCAUUAAACCUGUCACUGGCACUCGGUAUAGCAAUCAAAAACCCGAACAAGGUGAGUAUUAAGUACCGGAGCAGCUCGGCGACUCUCCGGUAUAGAAAUAAAGAUGUGGGGGAUGUUCCUAUACCCGCUGGACGGCUUGGGUCCGACGAUACGGAGAAUUUGAAUUUGACUCUAACGGUUUUUGCUGAUCGGUUGGUUUCGGAUUCGGAGAUUUAUCGUGAUGUUUUAAGAGGUAGUUUGCCGUUUUCGACUUAUACUAGGAUUAAGGCGAAGGUCCGCGUGCUUUUUGUUCAUAUUCGGGUUACCUCUACCUCUACUUGUGAUUUUGAUAUUGAUACACAGAAUAGGAGUGUUGGGAAUCAGACUUGUCAUUACAAGAACAAGUUUUAG